UAAUAUGUUUAGGUAUUAAAUGUAUAAAUAUUCAUUAGUUCUGUUAUUGUUUUCUGUAAUGGAUUCUUGUUAAGCAGUACUUUCCCUUUAUAUUGUGUUGUAAUAAUAUUUGUAGGUGUGUAUUUCUCUAAAAGGAGAAGCGUAAGUCCUAUAAAUGAGCAGAAAAGGCCUCAGUGUUGUGUUUUUCUCUCUCUAAGCUCUGAGCGCCUGGAGAUGAUGAGCUGUUUGAGGAAGUGAGCUGGACUUUGCUUUUGUUUUAUGGCUCAGUGACGCCCCGUGAUCACUUUGUUUGCUCGGCUCUGCUCAUCCGACGGGGCGACGCACAAAAAGAAAGCGGCACAUUUUAGUUUGCAGCUUUUCUGCUCUGCUCAGAGAUGUCGAGGUACCACAAAGCGGCCAUCGACGGCUACCUGGACCUCCUGAAGGAGGCCACGAGGAAGGACCUGAACACCGCCGACGAGGACGGCAUGACUCCCACCUUACUGGCCGCUUUCCACGGACACAUCGAUGCUCUUCAGCUCAUCUGCAGCAGAGAAGGAGAUCCCAACCGGAGUGACAUCUGGGGAAACACACCGCUGCACCACGCAGCAGCCAAUGGCCACAUGCACAUCAUCAGCUUCCUGGUCAACUUCGGGGCCAACCUGUUCUCUCUGGACAAUGACUUCCACACGGCCAUGGACGUGGCGGCUUCUCGGGACCACAUGGACUGUGUGCGCUUUCUGGACGAUGCCACCUCCAGGCAGACCAACCAAAACCCAAAAAAGGUCGCCAGCCAAAAGAAGGAGGCCGAAGUAGAGGCGAAAAAACGAGUGAAACUCUGUGAGAAGGUGAAGAAGAGACACCAGACCAAGAUGGACAAACUGCAGCGUGGAUCGGGCAGCAUCAGGUCAACUUCGGAGGCCAGUGUGGCGUCGUCUUUCUCAAACGGCGGCACCAUGAGUAGCGUCAACGAGCAGUUCUCCAAGCUGAUCGCUGCAGAAAAGUCCGGUUCUCUGACGGCCAGGAUGAAAGGAACGCUGCAGAAAAGGCUCGGGAAGAAGGACAAGAACACGCUGCAGAGGUCGGCAGGAGACGCGAACGUUAUCUUCCUCAAACAGGACAACGGGAAGUCCGACAACCCCGAGUUUCUAGGAGUCUUCAACGAGCAAGACGAGGGAAUGUCAGACGAAGACAGGAUGGAAGAGUUUGAUGAAGUCAACGGCAACGAAGAGGGCGGCCAAAUCAAGCAGUCCAUCUUCAACCGGCCCGGCCUCGGAGGUCUGAUGUUCAUGAAGAAGAUGGGGCUGGAGUCGGACGACAUCCCCAGCGGCAACAACGAGAGCCUCGGUUACCUCGUUCAGAACGAGCUGUUUGACCCGGACGAAGACGCUGCCGGCUUCGUUGGGGCAGAAGAGCUGCCCUGGGAGCAGGAAGACCUGGGCCUGGACGACGACGAAGACGAGGAAACGUCUCCUCUGGAUGUGUUCCUGUCCAGCAUCUCCCUGCCAGAGUUCGCCCUGGCCUUCAGCAGGGAGCACCUGGACCUGGAGGCCCUCAUGCUCUGCUCCGACGAUGACUUGAAGGGGAUCCGCAUCCAGCUGGGACCCAGGAAGAAGAUCCUGGAGGCUGUAGCUCGCAGAAAAAAUGCCCUGGAGACUCCUGGAACCAUCAAGGACAGCAUCUUGUGAUCACACUGAGAACAGUUAUUUAUAAUCCAAUCUGAAACCUGAAAGUAGUCUGUUUCUCCUGUAAAGAGCAAACCGUUUCCCAACAACAAAUCCUGCUUUUUAAAGUGAUCCUACUUUGACUCUUUGGAUAUGAAAUAAGAUUGUGGAAUACUCGACUACACCCUGGUGUUUUAAAAAGAGAAUAACUAAUGAACACAACCGUGAUCUUAAAUCAUAACAGGACUUUAAUAUUGACAGAAACAAGAGAUGUUCUGGUGAUUGUUUCUCUCCAUAAAUGAGAUAACGGUGGCUGAUUCGGUUGUGCUAUUCUAUGUUUUUGACUGUUCACAACAUGCUUGUCAAACAAAUAAAACGCAUGUACAAGAUAA
Molecule: messenger RNA, 2035 nt
Organism: Amphiprion ocellaris (clown anemonefish)
Lineage: Eukaryota; Metazoa; Chordata; Actinopteri; Pomacentridae
Gene: anks4b
Product: ankyrin repeat and sterile alpha motif domain containing 4B
Exons: 2
Coding region: 375-1667 (430 amino acids)
Biological process (GO): brush border assembly
Molecular function (GO): protein binding
Source: RefSeq, a predicted model, not a curated record